GUCGUGAUUUGUGACGACAAGUUCAGGUGUGCCACGCGCUCAAUGGGAAAGCAGGCUACGAAGCCCUGGCUAGAGACUCUGACUCUAUCCAAGCUUCAUAAGCUGGCAGUCCUUGUCGGAUCACCUUGCUCUGGUACCAAAUCAACACGGUUGGAAGGCAUACGCCAAGCCCUGAAAAACGCGCCGGGCUCUACGCAAAUACCUCAACAUCAUGAGGUCAGCCUCCUCAGUAUUGAUAUGGGCAUCAGGAAUCUUGCCUUUGCCCACAUCAAGGCGCCUCUGAAGCCGGGAAAUGGGAGGUCUACCUAUCCACAGUAUGGAACGCCGGUCCUGGAGGCCUGGCAUCGCAUCUCUGUUUCGCAGUCACCUAGUAUCAAUGACAAGAUGGUGUCUGUGGACCAUGAUCCAACAGGACGACACAAUAGUCAAAUCAAAGCAAAGACAAAGGUCGCAAAAGAAUCAUUUGAGCCAGUGGACUACGCUGGACAUGCCCACAGCCUUGUACAACUCUUAUUACACGACUACAAACCCACCCAGAUUCUCAUUGAGAGGCAAAGGUUCCGUUCUGGCGGUCAAUCUGCCGUCCAGGAGUGGACAAUCAGAGUGGGUGUGUUUGAGGGCAUGAUCUAUGCCGUGCUUCGAACUCUCCUCGAGCAAGGCAAUGUGGAUCUAGAAGUUAACCCCAUGCUGCCACCCCGGGUGAAUCGACUAUGGCUUCAAGGCCGAGCCCCUGCUGACCUCAAGGCUGAAAAGAAACUUUCUGGUAGGGAGACAAAAAAGGCCAAGAUCGAUAUUGUUGGUGCGUUGUUAGAGAGCAGCCGUGACGCAAAGACUACACUCCAGCUCGGUGCCUCCUCCAAGGCAAUUAGUGAAGAGUUUGUCUCUGUCUGGAAGAAGGAGAAGAGUUCAGGGAGUAGGUCGAGUGCUGGGAUUGGAAAGCUCGAUGACUUGGCAGACUGUCUUCUUCAAGGAUUAGCAUGGGUUGAGUGGCAGAACAAUCGGAUGCGGUUAAACGCCUUGGGAGAAAAGGCGUUUGACUUGGGUGUUGACUGAGGUGCGACAAACCGUGCAAUUCUGCAAAUACCACACGCUCAAUGGAAGAUUUGACAUCUGCAAACGCGUUGCGAUGAGACCUGGUGGCUGUCCCAAAAGCCACAAAUGGCGAUAUCAAAUCAUGCUUGCGAGAGGUUGCACUGACUAGGUCAUGCCAACUGCAAGACCCCGACCCGUGGCAUGACAUCGAG
This is a messenger RNA of Exophiala mesophila, 1244 nucleotides long. RefSeq lists its product as uncharacterized. The transcript has a single exon. Bases 43 to 1053 code for a protein of 336 amino acids. NCBI's taxonomy places the organism in Eukaryota, Fungi, Ascomycota, Eurotiomycetes, Chaetothyriales, Herpotrichiellaceae. The record is from RefSeq and is a predicted model, not a curated record. Gene Ontology annotation, cellular component: mitochondrion. Gene Ontology annotation, molecular function: DNA endonuclease activity; Y-form DNA binding; crossed form four-way junction DNA binding.